GCUUCCUCAGCUUAUACACUUUUCCAAUUCCUAAUUUGCUACAGCCCGCAAUGAACAUCAAGGUCAAGACUCUCACCGGCAAGGAGAUUGAGAUUGAUAUUGAAAAGACGUCGACCGUCUUGCAGAUCAAGGAGCGCGUCGAGGAGAAGGAGGGCAUUCCCCCUCCCCAGCAGCGCCUGAUUUUCGGCGGCAAGCAGAUGGACGACCCGAACACCGCCGAGUUCUACAAGAUCGAGGGCGGCUCCGUGCUGCACCUGGUACUGGCCCUGCGCGGCGGCUCAAACUAACACCUCUCCCUCUUCAAACAAUACCAUCCCAAUCCUCAUCCAUCUGCCAUGAAAUGCUGUUUGCGAUUUUUUUGUUGUAGCUUGGCAUAUUCGAAAGAAAGGCUGGAGUCUGGUUUCUAGUAAACACGCUUGAACGGCGGCACUGCCUUGCACUCGUUCUCAUCCAGAGUGUUGGCCAUCACCCCACGGUACUUGAGCUCGACCGGCGGUCCACUUCCGUCUGGUACGACAGCGUGUGCUUCAUCCACUCCUUGUCGUCGCGCUCAGGGAAGUCCUCGCGCGCAUGCGCACCACGCGACUCCUUGCGCGCCACCGCCGAGU
Linderina pennispora is the source of this 608-nucleotide messenger RNA. RefSeq lists its product as uncharacterized. Lineage: Eukaryota; Fungi; Kickxellomycota; Kickxellomycetes; Kickxellales; Kickxellaceae. Gene Ontology annotation, cellular component: nucleus; cytoplasm. The record is from RefSeq and is a predicted model, not a curated record. Gene Ontology annotation, molecular function: ubiquitin protein ligase binding; protein tag activity. The transcript is spliced from 3 exons. Bases 51 to 287 code for a protein of 78 amino acids. Gene Ontology annotation, biological process: regulation of proteolysis; modification-dependent protein catabolic process; protein neddylation.